Messenger RNA from Emys orbicularis (European pond turtle), 199 nucleotides. Its product is annotated as small ribosomal subunit protein uS14-like. The record is from RefSeq and is a predicted model, not a curated record. The transcript has a single exon. Gene Ontology annotation, biological process: translation. Gene Ontology annotation, molecular function: zinc ion binding; structural constituent of ribosome. Gene Ontology annotation, cellular component: ribosome; cytosolic small ribosomal subunit. Bases 26 to 199 code for a protein of 57 amino acids. Lineage: Eukaryota; Metazoa; Chordata; Testudines; Emydidae.
CGGCGCGGUGUGAGCAGCGGGCAGGAUGGGUCACCAGCAGCUCUCCUGGAGCCACCCCAGGAAGUUCGGCCAGGGCUCCCGCUCGUGCCGCAUGUGCUCGAACCGCCACAGCCUGAUCCGCAAGUACAGGCUGAACAUGUGCUGGCAGUGCUUCCGCCAGUACGCCAAGGACAUCGGCUUCAUCAAGCUGAAAUCAUAA